AUGCAGCUGAGUAAAUCUAUAAAAAAUUAUCAGGGUCACGGCUUGUACCACGUUUGGGUCUUCUUCGUGACCAAAACCUUCUUUGACCUGGCAUGGCUCGUGACCCUGCCAUUAAUGACCAGCGGCCCAACGUACUUCAUUGUUGGACUGAACUUGGACCCAUGGUCCAGAAUGCCAUUAACCGUGCUGUACUUGAUCCUGCUCACGGCCACCAACGCAUCCUUGGGCUACUUGUUCGGCAUCGUCUUCCAGAGGGUUUCCGUGGUUUUACCCAUGAUAGCCUUUGUGAAUCUCGUGUUGUAUGUUGCCGGCGGCGGGUUCUUUGCUAACCCAAGGGCCUUACCUCAGAUGAUAGCGUGGAUUCACAAGGCAUCCUGGUUCUUCUACACGUCCGAAGGCCUGUUUGCGAACCAAUGGGCAGACGUGCGCUUCAAAUGCUUCGAAGAAACCAACACCACGAGCCCAGAUUGUCCUUAUCCGGAUGGAAAUGCAGUCCUGGAGACACUAGGAAUGAGCCCCGAGGGCAGGUUCAGGAACCUCGGGGUCAUAGCCAGCAUUUUGGCAGGAAUGCGGGUUGCUGCGAUUCUACUGCUCUACAUGAGGACUCGGGCUUCCUUGCAAAAGGGGUCUUGAUUCCAGAUUGUUCUUCUUGGUUUCUUUGGCUCGUCAUGAUGACUGAAACGUAUUCGAUUGUCAUCUUAGGAAAUAAAUACUUGAUCACCGUCAAAAUAAAACAUUUUCCCAGCACAAACAAAAAUCUUUCGACAACGAAGCCUUUACGACUUGGAAAAAAACCUUCAGUCUAACCGAAAAUUCCUUAUAAUGAGCCUUGGCCGAGUAUUGCCGAUUGAUUCCAAAAACCUCUCGGAACCAUGACUUUCGAACUAAUGCGAAAGUAAAUUAAAUGAAC
Molecule: messenger RNA, 910 nt
Organism: Notodromas monacha
Lineage: Eukaryota; Metazoa; Arthropoda; Ostracoda; Podocopida; Cyprididae
Source: the annotation of a GenBank genome assembly